This is a messenger RNA of Bombina bombina (fire-bellied toad), 738 nucleotides long. Its product is annotated as claudin-8-like. Gene Ontology annotation, cellular component: bicellular tight junction; plasma membrane. Gene Ontology annotation, molecular function: structural molecule activity. The record is from RefSeq and is a predicted model, not a curated record. Gene Ontology annotation, biological process: bicellular tight junction assembly; cell adhesion. The coding region runs from base 1 to 738 and encodes 245 amino acids. The transcript has a single exon. Lineage: Eukaryota; Metazoa; Chordata; Amphibia; Anura; Bombinatoridae.
AUGGCAGGAGCUGAAAGGGAACAAGGCACUAAAAGCUGCAUUGUGCAAAUCAUUGGUAUGAUUCUCAAUGGCGUUGCAACAGUUUUGGCAAUUGCUGUUUGUGUAAUGCCCCACUGGAAAGUGUCCAUUGUCAUGGAGAGCGGCUCACAUGGAAGACGCAUUGAUGGGCACUGGAUAAGUCGUUGGGAUGGACUGUGGAUGACCUGUGUAAAGCAAUCCAACAACCCAUUAAAUUGUCAAUAUUAUUCCCAGUCUUUAUCCAUGACACCUGAUUUGAAGGGUGCAAGAGUUCUGAUGUCCUUUGCAGUGCUAUUUGCCGUUUUUGCUUUUAUUAAUGCUCUAACUGGCAUUCUGUUUAAUCAGUGCUGCAGGAAGAACAGAUGGAACCAGAGCUGCUUAUUGCUGACAGCUGGCAUAAGUUUCAUACUUGCUGGAAUCCUAAUUCUAGUAUCUGUGACAUGGACUGCAAGUAAUAUCUUGAGAGAUGUUUGCUUUUCCUCCUGUAAAUCUGUUCAGCAACAGGAACUUGGGGAAGCCAUCUUUCUUGGUUGGCCCACAGUGUUGCUUUUCUUCAUGGGGGGAUCCAUAUUUUGCUGGUAUAACCCAUGUGUCUGCAGAAAGAAAAGAGUCAAUCACAGAAUUGUUGUCUCUCGAUCUGAACUCUGUAAUGAAGAAAACUUGAUUGGAAGAGAACUCCGAACAUACAGACAAAACAGAACCAGCUGUUCAGAAGAAUAA